AUGUUCAUGUUUUGGUUUCUAGAAGUGGUUGAGGGCAUUGAUGCAGAUUCUGUUGCAGGAAUUGGAUUUGAUGCUACAUGUUCGCUAGUGGCUCUUGAUAAUGAAGAUAAGCCAAUAACUGUUAGCCCAACAGGAGAACACGAGCAAAAUGUUAUCAUGUGGAUGGACCAAAGAGCAGUUCAAGAGACGGAAGUCAUCAAUGCUUUGAAUCAUUCUGCCUUUCAAUAUGUUGGAGGAAAAGUUUCCAUUGAGAUGCAGCUUCCCAAACUUCUUUGGCUUAAAAGAAAUCUCUGUGAUACUUGGUAUCAGACUAAGAGAUUCAUGGACCUGUCAGACUUUCUGACAUGGAAGGCCACUAAUAGUGAUGCUAGAUCCCUUUGCAGUGUGAUAUGCAAAUGGAACUACAUAGUUGAUGAAUCUGGAUGUCAUGGUUGACCCAGUGACUUGUUUGAGCUAGUUGGACUACAAGAACUUUUAGAAAACAAUGCAAGUCUCAUUGGAAGCAACAUCAAAUUCCCUGGCUCUCCACAAGGCUCAGGUCUGACAUUUUCUGUUGCCCAUGAGUUGGGAUUAAAACCAGGCACUCCGGUCGACACUUCCCUGAUUGAUGCAUAUGCAGGAGCCCUUGGAUUAUUUGCUU
Daphnia pulicaria is the source of this 640-nucleotide messenger RNA. Its product is annotated as FGGY carbohydrate kinase domain-containing protein-like. The transcript is spliced from 6 exons. Bases 1 to 435 code for a protein of 144 amino acids. Gene Ontology annotation, molecular function: kinase activity. NCBI's taxonomy places the organism in Eukaryota, Metazoa, Arthropoda, Branchiopoda, Diplostraca, Daphniidae. The record is from RefSeq and is a predicted model, not a curated record. Gene Ontology annotation, biological process: carbohydrate metabolic process.